Molecule: messenger RNA, 1284 nt
Organism: Penicillium salamii
Lineage: Eukaryota; Fungi; Ascomycota; Eurotiomycetes; Eurotiales; Aspergillaceae
Source: the annotation of a GenBank genome assembly
AUGAGCGCAAUCUUCCGCAUGGUCCAGGAGACCCAAGAUUCACUCUCCGACGAUGCCCUCUUGCCCCUUAAGUCCUACAAGUACUCGAGUGUCGACAAGUCAUUUAUUUCCAACUAUAUCUUGAGACAUUAUUGGAAUGCCUUCGUCGAACUUGUGCCGAUGUGGAUGGCCCCCAACAUGGUGACCCUCCUUGGAUUCGUGUGGAUUGUCGCCAACGUGUUUUUGAUUGAGCUGGCUGUGCCCGAUAUGGUGGGACCUGGUCCUGGGUGGAUCUACUUCAGCUUCGCUCUUGGCAUGUGGAUGUAUUCCACCCUCGACAAUGUUGAUGGAAAGCAAGCUCGUCGCACUGGAACAUCCAGCGGACUCGGAGAACUUUUUGAUCAUGGAAUCGAUUCUCUGAACUGCACCAUGGCCAGUUUGCUGUCAACCGCCGCAAUGGGCUUCGGAUCCACCUACCUUGGCGCAUGGACGGCUCUGGUUCCUUGCCUGGCCAUGUAUUUCUCGACCUGGGAGACUUUCCACACCCACACCCUGUACCUCGGCUACUUCAAUGGCCCGACCGAGGGCCUCUUGAUCGCCAUCAGCAUCAUGGUCGCUUCUGGAAUCUGGGGUCCCGGAAUUUGGUCGCAACCCAUUACUGAUCUCAUCAACUGGCCGCUCGUGUUUGGUACCAACUCUAUCAAAGACUUGUGGGUGCCUAUCUUGCUGGUUGGCUUCUUCUUGGGCCAUCUGCCUGGAUGCGUUAUGAAUGUGUAUGCUGCGCGUAAGAAGCAAGGUCUGCCGUUCACCCCGCUGCUUAAGGAAUGGAUCCCCAUGGCCGUCUUCACUGGUUGCAACAUGGCUUGGUUGUUCUCCCCUUACUCAACCAUCCUGUCUGGCAACCACCUUGUCCUCUUCUGCUGGGUCCUCGCUUUCGUCUUUGGUCGCAUGACCACUAUGAUUAUUCUGGCUCACCUGAUCAGACAGCCCUUCCCGUGCUGGACUAUUCUGCUGGCCCCGCUGGUUAUCGGCUCCGUUCUUAUUAACCUUCCCGUCCUAGGCUUCCCCGUCAUUGCUCCUUGGUUGGAGCUUCUCUACGUCUGGGUCUACCUUGGCUUUGCGUUUGUUAUCUAUAUGCACUGGGCUGUGCUCGUCAUCAACCGCAUCACUACUUUCCUAGGCAUCAACUGCCUCACCAUCCGCAAGGAUCGUGGUCCAGCUCGUGACAGAGCCUACCGCAACCUUGCUGGUGAAACCCAGCUUGAGUCACCCCGUGCCUCGACUGAUACCUCCAAGACCCAUUAG